Messenger RNA from Megalops cyprinoides (Indo-Pacific tarpon), 3548 nucleotides. RefSeq names its product BCL2/adenovirus E1B 19 kDa protein-interacting protein 3-like. The transcript has 6 exons. The record is from RefSeq and is a predicted model, not a curated record. Bases 227 to 820 code for a protein of 197 amino acids. Gene Ontology annotation, biological process: positive regulation of apoptotic process; mitochondrial outer membrane permeabilization. Gene Ontology annotation, cellular component: mitochondrial outer membrane; mitochondrial envelope; nucleus. NCBI's taxonomy places the organism in Eukaryota, Metazoa, Chordata, Actinopteri, Elopiformes, Megalopidae.
ACAUUCCGGGUUGUUACAGGUCAAGAGUAAAUUGCGUCACUGUUUUGAUGUGGUGUGAUGUUAUCAUCUGGAAAGUCUCUGGCAACGGGACUUUUCCCUGCUGUUGGCGUGGUGUCAUAUAGCUGGAUAUAACUGUAUUUUAUUUAUGUCGUAGCAGGCCGUCACCGUUCGUCUCGUACCCCAUGGUGAUUUAGCAAUCAGGCGUGCAUUUCUCAUAACAACAAACAUGUCGACUGAGAGACAAACUAACUCCGAAGAAAAUCUGCAAGGAUCGUGGGUAGAGCUGCACUUCAGCAGCGGCAGUGGGAGUGUGGGGUCACGCAGCAGCCAGGAGCAGCCAGCAGCAUUCCUCCAGGAGGGAGACAUGGAGAGGAUGCUGCUGGAGGCCCAGAGAGAGUCUGGGAGGAGCAGCUCCAGGGGGAGCUCUCACUGCGACAGUCCUCCAAGAUCCCAGACUCCUCUGCAUGUGUGCAGAAGCUCAGAUGUGUGCAGCAGUGGAGAGAAGAACAGCUCCCAGUCCGAAGAAGAUUUCCUUGAGAGGAGACGAGAAGUAGACAACUUAAUGAAGAAAAAUGCUGACUGGAUCUGGGACUGGUCGAGCCGACCUGAAAACAUUCCACCCAAAGAGUUCCUGCUGAAGCACCCCAAACGUGCCGGCGCGCUCAGCAUAAGGAACACCCGGGUUAUGAAGAAGGGGGGCCUCCUCUCAGCCGAGUUCCUCAAGGUUUUCCUGCCCUCUGUGCUCAUUUCUCACAUACUGGCCCUGGGGAUCGGGAUCUACAUCGGGAGACGUUUAACCACCUCUGCUACUACCUUCUGAAGAGCAUGUUGUGAGAAACUCACUUUUAUCACUAUACUGUGUACCACACCAUGUGGCAUGCUGCCACUAGGCAUGGCCAUCUGACAUGUUCUUUUCUGUCUGGCCUCAGUUCCCCGCUGGCUCAUUUCUUUGUGAAUGAUGUUGUCAUCUUUUUAUUCUGAGAGCUGCUUUAAAUCUGCGUGGCCAGGAAAUGGCCGUUCCUACCAUGUUUGCUUCACUGUAUAAGGAUGAUAAGGCUGACCACUCAAAAACUGGCAUUUACUGUAUGGGCAUUGGUUAAGGAUGCAUUUCCUACUGGGUACUGAUUUAAUAAGGGCAAAAUGGAGGAGUGAAGGGAUACAGAGAAAGAUGCUGUUUGUGAAUAAGAAUCUGAGAUCCCUAAAAUUGUGAGUGGUGGUGGUGGGGUGGGUGGGGGAUUAAAGAGAAAAAACAGACAAAUGCACAAGUUGUAAGAGACAGGAAGAUAUUUUAGGAAAGUUGGACAAGAUCUAAUGUGAUUGUAUGCCGUAAGUUGCAGGAAGUAGCUAUUGCUAUGAUCAGCUAUAGUGGGUUUGCGUAUCAGGACUUGACUUGGUCCAGGGAGAGCAAAUGAAAAAUGUUGAUCCACCUGCUGAAUACAAACCUCAUACUUUUGCUAGUAGUUUCUCAUUUUGCCAAAAAAUGCAAUACCAGCACCUGCAUUGUAUUUGUAAUUUUUGAUUGGCAGCUGGUACAGUUUUGAUUUUGAAUAGGUUUUACUUAAAUCUAUCCUUUCAACUAGCCAAGUCCAUAAUAUAUGAAUACAGAAUGUUGAUAGACAGUGUCAUAAAAUAGACUGGCUUUACGCCUUUCAAAAAUGAUUGAAAACGUAACCUUGCCAAGUUCCACGGUAAAGCCACCAGUGGUGGAAAAUGCAUUGAAAAAUGUUAGGGUUCCAUCUCAGGGCUGUGUGCUUUAAGUGACUGUUAUGUUACAGAUUCACAGAAAAUUAUUUGAAUGUACAGAUUUUGAAAUGUUAUAAUAUUUACACAUAAUUUACAUUAUAUAACUCUGAUUAAAAAUAAAGAAAUGCAUAAAUUAACAACUUGCAUGGCAUGCAGUAUAGGUUGCUACACUAAUCUUCUCAGCAAUGCAUAAUGUUCUUUUGCUGCUUUGCAUAUAUUACAAAAUAAUCGUGAAUGUGUUGAAACAAAUCAAACUAUCACAUAUUAGAUUCUAGAUUAUUCCUGACCAAAUAUUUGAAGUGUAGAAUAUAUCAUUACUAAAACAGAAGACUUGCCUUGGUUUCUCAAGCCUGCUCCACUGCAUAACUUAAGAAUCACUGUUGUCUUGUGAAAUUCCAAACAUGACCUCUUCAGCUGGCAGUAUUUCUCGACUGGCUUCAACACUGGCCAAAACUUUUCAGAAGCCUUGUAAUCAAUAAUCUACCUUAUUGUGCAUCUCUUACCAUAACAGCCUCAUGAGUGAACAGUUCAUUGAUGUAUCGUGCUGCAGGCCACACACACACACACACACACAGACCAUGCAUACACACACAGUGAAACAAAAUCUUCCAAAUCCAAAUCCAGCAAAGUAGGAAAUGGUCAAAGAGGGUGUGUCUAAACAGGAUGCAGUUUUAGGCAUUCACAGAAGUCAGUGUAUUCAAGCCAUUUCUUUCUUUGGCUGCUUCAAAUGGGGAAAAGGUUGUGUAUUCUGAAAAAGGAACAACAGUUCAACUGUAAAAAUCCAUUACAAGCAAUACCUGAGCAUUACCUGCACUAUGUGAUUAGAAUUAGCAAUACCAUUCCCCCUCCAUGUCACAUGGUGCACUGUUGAUCUUGAUUGGAAUGUGAUGUUAUUUCAUUUAUGUGACUGUUCAUAUCAAUAAGAAUUUCAUUUCUAAUUUUUAUUUUCUCCAUGAUUGGAGAAUUGAAGUGACUUAAAUCAAAUCAUAAGCCAAACUCUUUAUGGACAUUAGCAUGUGAAAACAUGAACAAGCAAUGCUUAUCAGGUAAUUUCACCGCAAAUGAAACACUUUAUAUGUGUUCACUUAGCUUCACUUGCAUUGCUCCACCUGUUGUUCUCUCUGUACAUUGUGAGAAAUUACAGACAGAAGGUGUUACUUGUUCAGACAUUGCUCUUGAUCCCUAAAAGGCAUUAAACCAUACUCUUCCUGUACCUACUCUGAAGCCUCAUGUGAAGAUCAGGCAAAAAUCAGGGAUGCAGAAAUACCCAUGAAUCACUUGGGCUUUUGAAACCGCAUGUCAGGGAUCGACAACAGUGUGUAAAAAAUGCAAAACUGGUUCCUUGCUUUUCAAAAGUCAUAACAAGCAGAGCCAGGGACAACAACAAUUUCAGAUUUUCAGAGAAGUGACUCUUUCACGUGUUAAGAUUUUGCGCUACGAUUAUGAAGGCCAUCUGUGUUGCAUGUUUCUUGGGUCUUCAGAUGCUGAGGAGAUCGCCUUAAGUAGGUAUUAAAUAGUAACUGGAGUUCAAUCCCAAUCAAGCCUAUCCUGAGGAUGGGGAAAUCUGCUCCGAUUCAUGAUUAUUAUCGAGAGGGAAUUCACUGCUGCUUUGAAUGUUAAGAUGGAACUGAAAAAAAAAAAAAAAAUCAGAAUAAGAAACCUGUGUACUGUGAUUGUGAGCAUGUUUUGCAAAUGGUAAUCGCUCAUACAUGUCACCACCGUAGAAUCGCCUGUUUGCCUAAAAGGCCUAAAAUGUGAACCGUUAAUUCAUGCAAAAAUUAAAAUGUCCCAUCAUUGCAAAUUCA